Messenger RNA from Meleagris gallopavo (turkey), 738 nucleotides. NCBI's taxonomy places the organism in Eukaryota, Metazoa, Chordata, Aves, Galliformes, Phasianidae. The record is from RefSeq and is a predicted model, not a curated record.
AUGGUUAUGGUGAGGGUCGGAGGGGUCGGGGUUGGGGUCGGGAUUGGGGUCGGGGUCGGGGUCGGGGUCGGGGUCGGGGUCGGGGUUGGGAUGCUGCUGCUGACACUGCUGUGCUGCAGGUUCCACCGCGGGGAUUACACCGUGGAGGUGAGCAUCAACGACUACCUGGACAUUUACUGCCCGCACUACGAGGAGCCGCUGCCCGCCGAGCGCAUGGAGCGUUACGUCCUCUACAUGGUGAACUACGAGGGCCACGCGUCCUGCGACCACCGGCAGAAGGGCUUCAAACGUUGGGAGUGCAACCGCCCCGACUCGCCCAGCGGACCCCUCAAAUUCUCGGAGAAGUUUCAGCUCUUCACCCCCUUCUCGUUGGGCUUCGAGUUUCGCCCCGGCCACGAGUAUUACUACAUCUGUGAGUAGAUGUCUGCGCUGCAAACACUGCACAGCCCCAAGACAGCACCCACAGAACAUCCCCUGCUUUAACAUCCUCCUCCAGAGCUGCAGGAGGAGAACCAUGGGGAGCGAUCAGAGCAGAGUAACAGAAUGAAAAUAAAUGAGCGCCCGCGACCCCGGCGCCCAGCAUGGCACAGGAGGCACCGCCGCCGCUCUCCUCGCCGUGCUUUUCUCCAUUAUUAUUUCUCCCCCUUUUUCCUAAAGCAUCUGUUUGCGGCCCACUUAAUUUGUUCCUUUUAUCUAUAUUAAAUUACCAUUUUUCCCCCCUCGCUCUCUCCCCUGCAA